CGUCAGAUGCAUCAGACGGCAUCAAUCUGCUUCUCGUUAGAUUGGAACUUCCUGCACUGUCUUAUCACGCAAGACCAAGAAGACUGAACAAGAACUUAUUUUGUUGCUGUUUUAUUGUUAAAAUUAACCUGUGAGAUUUCUGAAGAUGGAAAAAGGAUUUCACACACAGGAAUCAGCUCCACCAUACCCUGGCCCUCCCAUGGAUUAUGGCCAGCCAGCAAUGUAUGCUCCACCAACCUAUUCCACUCAACCAGGCUUCCCUGCUCAACCAGGUUUCUCCGCUCCACCAGGCUUCCCUGCUCAACCAGGUUUCUCCGCUCCACCAGGCUUCCCUGCUCAACCAGGUUUCUCCGCUCCACCAGGCUUCCCCGCUCAACCAGGUUUCUCCGCUCCACCAGGUUAUCCCGUUCAACAAGGUGUCUCUGCUCCACAAUGUUUCCCCGCUCAACCAGGUUUCUCUCCUGCUCCUGCUGGUGUUGCUUUUGCUCCUGUACCUAUUCAACCAACAGUAACUCGCGUGGCAAUAUCAACUGCUCUAUAUGACGUUCCUGGACAGACCUUUUGUUCCCACUGCCAGGAAACAGUGAUCACCCGUACGGAGUCAGAGCCAGGAUUAUUGGCCUGGCUUGCUUGCGGAGGAUUGUGCUUUCUGGGGUGCUUCCUUUGCUGCUGUAUCCCAUUCUGCCUUGAUUCCUGUAACGAUGUGAAGCAUCAUUGUCCAAGAUGCCAGCAUGUCCUCUACAUUUACAAACGGAUGUGAAACUAGUCCCAUAAGGAACUGGAAAAAUUAGAGUUAACAUUUAGGUUGUCACAUCUCUUAUGCUGAAAAUUGUGAUUCUUUUUUUAUGUCAAAUUGUAUGAAAUGUUUUUUAUGCUGAAAUUAAAACAAAAAAGGAUUUACAUCACAACAAAGAAACACGCAUAGCAAACAACCAGGCAUACACAGAUCCAUGCAUAAGGGCAAUUUAGAGUAUCCAUUUGACCUAACGAUCAUAUGUUUGGACUGUGGGAGGAAGUCGGAGUACCAAGAAGGAACCAAUUUGUGCUUGGAGGUGAACAUGUAAACUCCAUGCAGACAGACCCAUUGCAAGGAUUCAAACUUUGGACCUUCUUGCUGUAAGGCAAUAGUAAUACCAACUGUAUUGUGCAGCCAUUAUCCCAAUAAUGUCUUCAAAUAAUGGUUGUGUACAAACCUAUUGCCAGCAAUGUAAAAAAGAUUUAAAUGUCUGAAUUUUCCCACUCUGGGACCAUAUAAUUCCAUUAUAUUCUAAAUGUAAAAAGACUAUUCUAUUUGUUUCAAUGGAUUGAGAAAACCUUUGCUUUCUCACCCAUCUUUUCUCACUUUCUGUGUAUUUACAAUUAUUAAUAAUCCUGUUCAAGUCAUGACUAAAUAAAGCAUUAAAUGCAUAGAAAAAA
This is a messenger RNA of Xiphophorus couchianus (Monterrey platyfish), 1416 nucleotides long. RefSeq names its product lipopolysaccharide-induced tumor necrosis factor-alpha factor homolog. The record is from RefSeq and is a predicted model, not a curated record. Gene Ontology annotation, molecular function: zinc ion binding. Bases 146 to 760 code for a protein of 204 amino acids. Gene Ontology annotation, cellular component: nucleus; cytoplasmic side of late endosome membrane; cytoplasmic side of lysosomal membrane. The transcript has 5 exons. NCBI's taxonomy places the organism in Eukaryota, Metazoa, Chordata, Actinopteri, Cyprinodontiformes, Poeciliidae.